Paramecium sonneborni is the source of this 968-nucleotide messenger RNA. Lineage: Eukaryota; Ciliophora; Oligohymenophorea; Peniculida; Parameciidae. The record is from the annotation of a GenBank genome assembly.
AUGAUUUUUGAGAUUUCAAAUUGCUGUAAAGAUAUUAGUAAUUGCUUCAUAUCCUCAAAAAUUAAUUCAUUAUAGAAUUAAGAAACUUUACUUGAAAAGAUUCAAUCCUUAUAAGUAUUAUGAUUAUAUUAAAAUUUAAUAGGAUAGUUUCAAAGAAUUUGAUUUUUGGUUUAAAACGCAAUUUAACAAUGAAGAAAUUUUGGUUAAUUAUAUUUACACAUAAUUGAUGGAAGUUAGAAAAAUAAAUAAAGUAGUACAAUUCAAAAAAAUUGAUGAAAAAUCUUCUGACAUUAAAGGCUUAAGUGUUGAUUCUUAAAAAAGCGCAGAAACUUAAUCUAGUAUCUGCAGUGCAAUGUAUAAAAAUUAAGCAUAGCUAUAGACAUUAAUAUAGGCAACACACAAAAAAACUCUAGAAAAAAGGAGCGUAAUUAAUGGAACUUCUUAACUCUAACAAAGAAGAAAAAAUAGAUUAAUCAAAUCUCCAAACUCCAUCUAAACCUUAUUCCCUAGAUAAAAUCUAUUAUGUAAUUAAUUUUGAGAUUAAUUGCUUAAAAUAGUAUGAAAUUAAUGGGGAAGAGGAAAUUUAAUUGUAAACAAUAGAAGAUUAAGAAGUGUUAAAAUGGAUUAUUGACACAGUCUAAGCUAAGAAUCAUUACAAAUAAAGUUUACAAUGCACAAUCAAUUCUGCUUAGGAAUUAGCAAAUUAUUAGAUUGAAGAUUUUACUUAAGCCUUUGAAAAAAUGAAUUCUUAAGAAUCUUUUUAAAGUAGGGAUUUAAAUAUGAGAUCAAUCAGCAAUUAAUCUUUUUAAAUUAAUUAAGAUACUUUCAAAUAAUUGAUUGUAGACAAAAUAAAAUAGAGUAUGGCUGAAUAAAAUGAAAAAAGAGAUAAAGAAAAAUUAAAAAAGUCUAUUGCAUAAAAUAAAUAAGAUAGUUCUGAUUCAAAAGUCUGUAUGUGUUCAAUUUUUUGA